Phytophthora sojae is the source of this 5818-nucleotide messenger RNA. RefSeq names its product phosphatidylinositol 3-phosphate 5-kinase. Gene Ontology annotation, cellular component: endosome membrane. The record is from RefSeq and is a predicted model, not a curated record. The transcript has a single exon. Lineage: Eukaryota; Oomycota; Peronosporomycetes; Peronosporales; Peronosporaceae. Gene Ontology annotation, molecular function: metal ion binding; protein binding; 1-phosphatidylinositol-3-phosphate 5-kinase activity. Gene Ontology annotation, biological process: phosphatidylinositol phosphate biosynthetic process. The coding region runs from base 1 to 5781 and encodes 1926 amino acids.
AUGACGACGAUCUGCGGCGCGUUCCGCCAGCUCACGAGCGCGUGCGUGUCGGCCGCGGACUCCCCGCCUGCGCUCAAGGCGGGCGCGGGGUCGUCGCUGUCGUCCUCGCGGGAGCUGGCGCUGUUCUCCGGCCCGAGCGCGCCCCUGACACUCGCGGGACCCGCCACGCGCGUCGCGCGCAACAGCCGAGCGGGCCUCGUGGGGGGCUACGCGUCGCUGGACCAGUUCACGCGCUCCGUGGAGAAGGUGUCGACGCUGCGCGUGCCCAGGCUGCGCGCGGGCGAGCGCCUGGGCAGCAUGUUCAGCUCCAUGGACGCGCUGCUGGGCGUGCAGCUCGUGGCCUCGUCGCGCCGCGACUUCCGCGUGUGCAUCAACUUCGUGCUGCCCGGCAGCGAGGCCGAGGCGCUGGGCAUCCACCCGGCGGCGCUGGUUGUGGCUGUUAACGGCAAGUCCGUGCGUGGCGUGAGCCUGCCGCGCGUGCAGGCCACGAUCCGCCGCGCGCUGAGCUCGAGCAACCAUGCGGGCGAUGUCAUGGCGCUGGACGUGCCUGAGCUGGGGGACGUAAUCGAGAUCGACCUGGCCCAGAGAGAGCACGAGAUGAACGUGGACCGCAACCCGUUCGCGCUCACGCAGUUCCCGUCGCCACAGGGCCAGCAUCUGCCCGGCGUGAAGCAGUUCAGGGACGACCGCGACGCGGACGACAAGGAGCCUUUGCAGAUUCAGGAGCAGGCGUCCCCCGCACUCCUGGGACGCGAGAGAUCCAGGUCGUUCAAGCAUUUUUGGAUGUCGGACAGGUCCAGCAAGGCCUGCUACGAAUGCGAGCAGUUGUUCACGUUCUUCAGACGAAGGCACCACUGCCGCUCGUGCGGGCAGAUUUUCUGCGCGAACUGCUGUGCGAGGCUGCCGCAGUCUUUUGGGGGAAACAAGGUGGACGAGUCCAUUGAGAGGCUGAGGAAGCAGUUGGUGUGCCACACCUGCCACAGACAAUUACGAGAAGGGCUGCAGAUGGAGCUGACUGGAGCCAAGUUUGAGGACGACCCACAGAAACCCACGAACUCGCCACCGACGCAGACAUUGAUGCUGAUGCCGCAGCAUCUUGCAGAAGCGAUGGAGCGUUCGACGUCGGAUGCGUCCAAUUACAAGCAGUUGGACAAACCAGAGCUGUUCGACAAAGACGAAAUCAGUGACGACAUGCGUGUGACCGAGCAGCCGGAGAAGUCCCGCCCGCCGGUGCUGUUCAGCAUGUUCCCCAAGGUGCAGAUUGUUGCGAGCGCACAGCAUUUGGCGCACCAACCGCAUUUGCACGAGCUGACCAAGGAAGUGAAGCAGAGCGGGCACGAAACUGCGCGGAGGCUGAGGACAUUUAGCGAACCGCAGAUACUGUUCGAGAGAAAAGAUGCGCAGCAUGUGUCCCGGAAACUGAAGCGCUCCAACAGCCAGGCAGACCUGGGAAACCCGAGCAAUCAUCGCUGGAGUGAGGCAGAAUUUAAGCGUCUUGUGGCCGAGUCAAAUGCACAAGCUCGGCUUGCCGGUGCAUAUCCUCCGACUUCAAAUGCGUCGACGGCGCGCCCCAAGGCACUGUCGGCGUCUUUUGAUACUCCGCGUUUUGGGAACGCCGUGCAGCGGACCCCGUUCGGCCCCGACAAACUUUCGACAAAGGAUAUUGGCAUUCUCGCUAUGGUUGGUCUUGCUAAGGAUGCUCACGAUGAAUCGGAAGACCCUGAACGUGUUCUUAGGAGAGAUGCAGCUAUGGAGCAAAUGUCGAAGGAUGCCCGUGACCGCAUCGAAGAGCGCAUUUUCCAUUUGCUGGACAGUUCGCCUGCAGUAUCGCAGCUUCUCAUGGUAGAGCAACACCGCUGGAUGCAGAUUAUUAACCUGUUCGCGCAUCGAGCUGCACUCACCGUUUCGUGCGAACCCGACCAAGGCGACUUACUGGACAUCAUGCAAUAUGUCCGCAUCCAAUGUUUGGAUGGUGGCCGCGUCCAAGACAGUUUCUUCAUCGACGGUGUCCUUAUCCACAAAAGUUUGGCUCGCAAAGGGAUGAGAAGUGACAUUUUAAACCCGCGCAUCUUACUGAUCGCCUCAGCCUUGGACUACCAACGCAAGAAAGAAACGAUCUCGUCGCUGGAGAGUGUUGCCGGCCAAGAAGUGGAGUACAUGCACAUUGUGACGGAGAAGAUCAUGACUCUGAAUCCCGAUAUCGUUUUGUUCGAGGGUCACGUUCACCGAGUUGCGGAGGAGCUGCUUUUCAAAGGGAACGUUGCAGUUGUUAAGAACGUCCGUCUGAUUGAUCUGCAGCGAAUUGCGCGUUGUACUGGGGCGUCUGUGCUGACAUCUUAUGAUCACAUUGACAAAAUGUCGGAUGUUGGGGUCAUCGGUACGUGCAAGCGACUAUACGUAUUGCUGAGCGACCAAGAACCGAGGAGUGCGAAGAAAAUUGCGUUUAGAGCAAAUGCCGAUGGAUUUUAUGUAGCCGAGGAAGGACCUGGUAUUCCUCGACAGCGGAAAAAGCGCACGCAGCGCCAGAAUAUUGUUUUCGAAGGAGGUAUCACGUCGAAGGGGUGUACUUUGUGCUUGCGUGGAGGAACACACGAUGUUUUCACGGAGAUCACAAACGUUCUGACUACAAUUAUCCGUGCCGCAUACAAUAUGAGGCUUCAGCGGUCCGUGCUGGCAUCUUACGGGUACAUCGCCCCCAGCCAAAACCACGAACGAUCUGUCGCCGAGGAGUGGUUUGCCAAAUCGUCGACUUCGUUGUACAUUUCGCUCAAGUCGAACUCACUUUCGAUGCGCGCCGCUUUGAAAGAGACACAGGCGAUGUGCAAAUGGUGCAAGGCACACACGCGCUUUAAUAACAUCAGCUCGUUACGGGUGGUUCGUGGAGCUAAUGAUGAUGAUGGCGCCUUCUCAAGCGCAUCUAUGGUGGAGUCAGGCCAUCCCAAUUGGUGCACGUGUGGAGCGAGAUCAUCCAACUCACUGAGGGACAGAAUCUUGUUUUCUACUUGCUGGAGCACAUUGGAGGGAAAAACAGCUUCGAAAGCAGAUAUGAUGUGUAUUGACUUCUACAGCUCGAACGACAUGUCGGUGGGCCAAUUCCUGGAGAAUUUCUGCUUUGCGAGUAGUAAGGCUGAGUUCAAGCGCGCAUUCUCGACUUCGAAACUGUCGUUUUCCCACGAUACCGGGCGCAUUAUCGUGCGAGUGAAGGACUUAAAUGACUUCAAGGACUCGAGUGAUCAGCUCCCCCCGGCAGAAUUUCUCCGGGAGUUCAGCUAUCGUGCUGUAUUGCAGCAGAUUCGAUCGGAUGAAGUGCUGAUGUGGUCACGCAAUAUGAGCGGUGGGAAUGUGUCCACUCUUCUGUCCUCCGAGUAUUCGGUGGCUCCAAGUGACUUGUGGAAUUAUUCAUUCGGGAAGUUCUUGGAGGAUAUGUUUUACGGAAAGGCGAUGGACAUCGACUGCGUCCGCUUUCCCCAUCUAGCAGGGGUCAGUGGGUCGCGAGAUGCCUCGUUGGUGCACUACUUCUCUCGUCGCGGACGGGUGGUAAGUGUGCAUAUCGAGCCCCUUGAACCUGUUCUUCACGUAGCUUUGCAGCCGGCACUGUGGCAGGAGCAUAUUGAUCAUCAGGUUCAACUCGACGCCAUCCAUGACCUAUGCGAUCUUGUUCGCGAAGUUUACGGAGUGACAACGUCCAAGGUUGCUGAGUCGAUGGCAGACCUAGUCACGCCUUUACACGCCAAGCAAAACCUGAAGAUCCUACGGAAUGAAGUUCAGCAAUGGUAUUCCUGCUUCGGCGCAAAAAUCGAGGCGAACCCUCCGCAGGACGUGUUCGCGUACAACGCGCACUUUCGUGAAAUUUACGAAUACGCGGUGGGUUGGAGUCUGCGUAUCACAAGAGCCGUGCAGGCUACGGUGAAACCAACUAUGGCGAGCCUCGUAAACAGCCCGAAGAGUGCCCUCCCCAAGGCUUGGUUUGAUCAGCUUGCUCAACAAGCGGAAUCUAGUGACCGCUACAGCGAACCGUCCACCCCAAGUGUGCUAGGGUCUUCUACCCCUGUGAGUAUUAAUUUCCAAGAACCCGGAAACUUAGCCCACCUCGCGAGUUUUGCUCGCAGUUUGGCUGCUGCCAACAAGGACUCGCCGGCAGCAGGAAUGGCAAAGGUUGCCAACGAAGUGACCAAUACGUUGCGGCAGAAUGGAAAUGGAACUACAAGCUCACGUCAAUCGGAGCCGUGGGAUACAGAUGAAAGCUACGAUCGUUACGAUGAGUCUAGCCAUUCAUUCCCGGCCGACUACUUGGUAGAAACGGAGCCGUUCCCAGUCAAGGCCCCAGUGUUUGGACAAGCAGUUUCCACAAUGGGUGUACCAGGCCAUAUCUCAUCCACGAUGGGGGCUCUAGCUUCCAAGAAAGCGCUCGAAAACUUCCGGUUGACUCAACAAGCGAAAAAGCCUGACGGUUUGGGAUACUUAGCACUCCCUAAGCGGCUUCUCGAGUGGCAUCCUAGCCUACCGUUGGGGGCGAACAAGGCAGCCGUCUUGGUCAAUGCGAAACAACCUACUUCGGUGGUUGCGUACUCGCUGUUCUCGAAGGAGUACAGUCAGUGCAUCAAGGAAAAUAUGCGGAAAGAGGCAACCCGAUAUGCUCUCGAGUCAAAGGCUGACAACGGUAUUCACCCAACGUUUGAUUACGGUCAGUCCGAAGAGACUAGCAGCAUGCUACGCAUUUUACGCUCCGCUACGCGAAACAAUGUCGACCACAGCUUCGUCGAUGAGAACCAAUUCCAGUCAGCCAUGCGCUUCAGCUGCAAGUCGUACUAUGCAAUGCAGUUUCAUGCGCUCCGGAAACUAUACUACGGUGGUGACCGCAACUACGUGGAGUCUCUUUGCAACUGCCAGCAAUGGAAUGCGGCCGGUGGAAAGUCCGGUGCUGGGUUCCUGAAGACGCGUGACGAACGCUUCAUCGCCAAGGCCAUCCCGGAGAUUGAGCUGCAGAUGUUCCUGAGUAUGGCCAACGAAUACUUCUGCUACAUGGCAAAGACUUUCGAGAAUGAUUUGUCUUCCAUGCUUUCGAAGGUGCUCGGCAUCUACAAGGUGUCGAUCUCGAACACAACUCAGAAUGGUGACAGUGACCAAAACGUACGAAUGUGCGUGAUUGUGAUGGAGAAUUUGAUGUAUGGGCGCGAGGUGGACUUCUCCUUCGAUCUGAAAGGCAAGAUGGAAGGGCGCUACAAGGAGGACCGCAAUGGAGACAGCCGCAGUGUGCUCUGGGAUCGCAAUUUCGUGGAGCUGGCAGGAGGCAUCCCGUUACCGCUGCAGGAAUCCGCGUUGUCGCUGCUCAUAUCGGCCAUCAUGAAUGACACAACGUUCUUGGCGUCUGUCCAAGCAACUGACUACUCGAUGCUGGUGGGUUACGAUGUGGAGAAACAGGAACUGGUGGCAUGCAUUAUCGAUUACAUUCACAAAUACGAUUUCAUGAAGAUGAUGGAGCACGCUGGCAAGAGGCUGAUUCAGGAGGAAGGCGAGAUCACCGUGCUUAACCCGAAGCACUACCGCAAGCGCUUUUGCUUGGCCAUGAACAAGUAUUUCGUGACGAUCCCGUCACGCUACACAAAGGUGACCACGGUAAUGCGGAACACGGCGUCUACCACAACAGUCGGAAGUACGAACACAAUCAACCAAGAAGAAGAAAGAGACUAUGCGCAGCCCCCGUACAGCACGAGCACGACUGCUAGCAGCGUGAGCACGAUUGCAAGCUCUUAUGUGGGUGCUCACCGUCGCCAAGCGUAGGGUGCCUUGGGGGACCAUCGACAAAAAUGAUGAUAGU